Molecule: messenger RNA, 1408 nt
Organism: Ctenopharyngodon idella (grass carp)
Lineage: Eukaryota; Metazoa; Chordata; Actinopteri; Cypriniformes; Xenocyprididae
Product: THAP domain-containing protein 2-like
Exons: 3
Coding region: 757-1407 (216 amino acids)
Source: RefSeq, a predicted model, not a curated record
CAAAACAAUGCUUCAUUAAGCUUCGGAGCGUUAUGAAUCUUUUUUGUCGAAUCAUGAUUCGGAUCGCGUGUCAAACCGCCAAACUGCUGAAAUCACGUGACUUUGGCGCUCCGAACCGCUGAUUCGACACAAAAGAUUCAUAACGCUCCGAAGCUUCAUGAAGCAGUUUUUGAAAUCGUUAUUUUGUUUUUAUUUUAUUUAUUUUUUAUUUUAUUAUUUUGUUUAUUCUCGUCGCUUUAUAAUAUUAUUAUUGAACCACUGUGCUCACAUGAACUGAUUUAAAUAUGUUUUUAGUACAUUAAUGGAUCUUGAGAGAGGAAAUGUCAUUGCUGGCUAUGCAGGCCUCACUGAUCCAUCGGAUUUCAACAGAAGUAUCUUAAUUUGCGUUCCGAAAAUGAAUGAAGGUCUUACAGGUGUGGAACGACAUGAGGGUGAGUAAUAAAUGAUAUUAUUUUCAUUUUUGGGUGAACUAACCCUUUAAAACUAAGAUAAGUUUCCCUAGCUGAAAAAUAACCCAUAGUAUAGGCCUAUAUUAGGCUACUUUACAUGCUACUUGAUUUGUAAAAAUAUAUAGCCUAGAAGUUUUAACGUUUUUAACUAUUUUGCUGGUUUGUGGUUCCUAAAUGCUGCUGAAAAAAAAAACAAAAAAAACCAAAAAAAAAAACCUACAGCCAUUAUGUAAAUAAAACACAAAUGUCUCUCUCUGUUCAAGGGUUUUGUGUAAAUCGCCCAUUAACACCUUCAUGAACGAGAACCAUGAAUAGACACACCGUGUAUAAAGCACGCGAUUCCUCAACAGGCCUUCAUUACUCUGGUCUCUGUACUUCAGCUACCGUCAGAGUUGAGGAGAUGCCAUCGUGUGAUUUCUGCGGAUACGGACCGGAUGAGAAUAUCGUCUCAUUCUACAAAUUCCCAUUACAAGAAGAGCAUCGCCGCCAUUGGAUAGUGAAUAUGGGGAGGGACGCUGAAUGGACGCCAUCUGACUCCUCAUUUUUGUGCUCCGCGCAUUUCACUCCGGAUUGUUUUGAAUCUGGAUCUUCGCGUUUACACUCAGACGCGAUUCCGACUGUAUUUAAUUUUACACAGACCACGAAUCAGGUUCUAAAGGACACUGAAAAUAUCCUUCCACACCAAGGACCACCUGAAUCAUUGGACUUAUCCAGAUCACCCUGCUGUGACUCUUUUAAACAUCUGCAGGCAACAGAAAGAAAUUACCAUCUGAAAUUAGCUGCUGCUCAGCUUCAGCUAAAAGAGUACAAAAAGAAUCUAGCGGAAGAGUCACGGAAAGCAACGCAAUGGCAGAAGAGAGCAAUAGUUUUGCAGAGUGCAAUUAGAGCAAUGAAACAAAGGGGGUCAAUACCUGCAACAAGAAAAACAUCUACACCUAAAACUAAUAAUUUGGACUGAA